CCCUGGCAACGGUUUGUUCCUAGCAACCAGCCUGAGGUGUGGAGGUGGUGCGGAGGGAGCCGCCUACGGACCAGGGACUCCUGCCAUGAAUCCGCCGGGGUCCCUAGAGGCCCUGGACCCGAACGUGGACGAGCACUUGUCCACUCAGAUUCUCGCGCCCUCGGUCCACUCCGACAACCCUCAGGAGCGCAUCCAGGCCCGGCGCCUGCGCAUCGCGGCGCGCCUAGAAGCCCGGAGGCGGGAAGCACUUGAAGAAUAUUUAGAUGGGAAGAAGGAGAGUGAGGAGGAUCAAAGCAAGAGCUACAAACAGAAAGAAGAAAGCCGAUUGAAAUUGGCUAAACUUCUGCUCUGUGGCACGGAGUUGGUGACAAAUAUCCAGGUGGCUAUAGAUAUCAGAGAGAGUCACAGGAGAGUCGAAGAAGAGGAGAUAAAGCGUCAGAGGAUUGAGAAGCUGGAGAAUGAAGCUAAGAUCAGCCAGGACAAAUUCGAUGAAAUCACCUCAAAGUGGGAAGAGGGCAAGCAGAAGAGAAUUCCCCAAGAGCUGUGGGAAAUGCUCAAUACACAACAGCUGCACUGUGCUGGACUCUUAGAAGAUAAGAACAAACUCAUCAGCGAGUUACAGCAGGAGUUAAAAAUAAAGGAUGACCAGUAUGUGAAGGAUUUGAAGAAACAGUCAGAUGACAUCUGCCUGCUUCUGGAGCGGAUGGAAGAACAGGUGAAGAAUGUGAUGAAAACCUUUCGUGAGGAGCUCUAUAACAUUGAGAAAGCAUUUGAGGUGGAACGCCAAGAGCUACUGGCCAGUAAUAAGAAGAAAUGGGAGCGAGCCCUUCAGGCUCAUAAUGCCAAAGAGCUGGAGUAUCUUAUCAACCGCAUGAAGAAAGUAGAGGACUAUGAGAAGCAGCUGAACAGGCAGAGGAACAGGGAUUGUGAAGAAUACAACAUGAUCAAGAUCAAGCUGGAGCAGGAUGUGCAGUUUCUUGAGCAGCAGCUUCAGCAGAGGAAAGCAAUUUAUCAGCUAAACCAAGAGAAAUUAGAGUACAACUUGCAGGUGCUGAAGAAGAGAGAUGAAGAAAGCACAAUGAUUAAAUCCCAGCAGAAGAGGAAGAUCAAUCGCCUGCAUGGUAUACUUAACAAUCUGAGAUCAAAAUAUGCCAAGCAAAUAAAGCAGUUUCAGGAGGAGAACCAGUCUCUAACCUCGGACUACAAACGUCUUGUGAUGCAAUUCAAGGAGCUACAGAAAGCCAUGAGGCAUUCUGCUCUUAUUGAUGAUAAGAAGUUUCGGGAGGUUUGGCUGGUGAAUGAAGAGGAGGCGAAGGACCUAAUAGCCAGAGCCUUUGAUGUGGACAGGAUCAUCCACACCCAUCAUCUGGGGCUUCCCUGGGCAGCACCUGAUUUCUGGUUCCUGAAGAAUGUCGGGCCUAUUUCUCAGCAGCCCCAGAAGUCCGCCACACAGAUAGUAGAAGAAAUGCUUAUGCGCACAGAAGAGGAGGAGGCAGAAGAGGCCACCUCGGAACCAGAGUCCUACCUGGACCUGCCGAAGCAAAUUUCUGAAAAAACUACCAAGAGGAUCCUGAUGCUCCUGUGUGAUGAGUCGAUAUUUGGGGACAAGACUAUGGGUGAAGCAGGAGCCUGUGACUGGGUCAGCUUUGGACUGUGGUGGGGGCCUCAGGAGUUUUCCCAGUGGCUUGUGGGUGAGGGGUUCCUCAUAGAGAGCAAGCUGCUGAGUCUUCUCCUGCCCCUGGAGCAGAAUGAAUGCUAUCUGCUGAGGCUGGAUGCCAUCUUCUCCGCCCUUGGAAUUGAAAGUGAGGAUGACUUGUAUAAACUGGUGAACUUCUUCCUUAAAUAUCGAGCUCACCGUUUAUCUUCCAGCCUCCAGAUCAAGCCCUGCAGUCAGGCGAGCAUGGAGAAGGCGAGCAUGGAGGAGACAAGCAUAGGGUCAGAAUUGGAGCUGGCAGAGCAGACGGAGAUGGAAGGAGAAAAGGAAGAAAGCCUGGUGGAAGGGGGGAAGGAGGAAGAGGAGGAGACCCCACCCUGCCCCUGGGUCAUCCACCCCAAUGAUGUCCUCAAGAUUCUGGAGGCCUUCGUCAUGGGUCUGAAGAAGCCUAGGGACUCGCAGACCCUGCCGAGGGUGCAGAAGAAUGUGCACAACAACUCCAAGGACUCAGAGUACUGGCAGGCCCUGACCACGGUGAUCCCUUCCUCCAAGCAGAACCUCUGGGAUGCCCUCUACACAGCCUUGGAGAAGUACCACCUUGUCCUGACCCAGAGGGCCAAGCUGCUGCUGGAAAACAGUUCUCUGGAGCAGCAGAACACAGAGCUGCAGGCGCUACUGCAGCAGUAUCUGAACUCCAAGAUCAACUCUGAACUGCAAGUUCCUCCCACUAAGGUGUUGCAGGCACCCACAAAAUAGAGCUGGACCUCCAAAGGCUGAUGUGUUAGGGCUGGCCUCAUGCUGGUGUCUACACUGGAGCUGGCUCAUAUCACCCACUAGGCUGCACCUGGGCCCACUCCCUGGAUUUUCCAGGGCUGUCUUUAUAGCCUGUCGAAAUAAGGAGCCAGAGGAGUUACCUGUGUCCUGCAUUAUGAUUAAAGCCUUCUAAAAGUUG
Nomascus leucogenys (northern white-cheeked gibbon) is the source of this 2606-nucleotide messenger RNA. It is a transcript of the gene DRC1, whose product is annotated as dynein regulatory complex subunit 1. The coding region runs from base 86 to 2410 and encodes 774 amino acids. Gene Ontology annotation, cellular component: axoneme; axonemal dynein complex. Lineage: Eukaryota; Metazoa; Chordata; Mammalia; Primates; Hylobatidae. The transcript is spliced from 18 exons. The record is from RefSeq and is a predicted model, not a curated record. Gene Ontology annotation, biological process: cilium-dependent cell motility; regulation of cilium movement; axonemal dynein complex assembly.